AGAAGAGGAGAUGGGCCGCGAGGUGGCGCUGGGCCCGCAGCGCCGGGAUCCCUGGAUCCCGCAGGACGAGUGCGCCUUCAGAGGCUUUCCCGCUGUGCUUGAGUGCCGGCAGUCUCCCAGGCGCCCCUGCUUCCGUUUCCCCAUCUGCAAAAUGGGGAUGUCAGGACCCUUCACAAACCUUAAGACGCUGCAGAGACGUUAUCUGUGCUGACGAUGACAAGGACGAUGACGAGGGAAGGGGGGGCCACGGGAACCGGGGCGCCCUGCUGGGGGUCCUUAUCCACCCUUCACUUACGAGGAAGCCGGGCUCCCCCGGGGGCCCUCCCCGCAUGUCUGAGCUGAGCCCGCCGGGGACGCCCCAGGGGAUGGGCGGCUUCUGCCCGAGUCCCCAGCUUUCUGGGGCCACCUCAACCUUGCCCCUCACAGAUCCCCCAUGGGACCACCCUUCCAACGUGGCAGGCCCCCACUGUGCUGGGUGUGUUCCUCGGGCUCUCCAGGACCUUGGACAGUGAGCCCCCCCCCCACCAGGUCUGGACCUAGCCUCUGCCCGAGCCUGCCUUGGCUUCGGCCAGCACACCGGACUGACCCCCAUACGAGAGCUGAGGGGGACAGGCCAGCUAUGGCUGCUGCCCUGGGGGAGGACCUGGCCCAGGCCCCUGAUAUCCAGGAUGAUUCCAGCUCCCUUGGCUCAGACUCAGAGAUUAAUGGUCCAGGACCGUACCGCAGAGCUGACCGAUAUGGCUUCAUCGGGGGCAGUGCCAAGCCCUCGGAGGCAGGCCCAGGGCAGCCCUCACUGGAGUUGAUCCGCCAACGAGAGAUGAAGUGGGUGGAGAUGACGACUCACUGGGAGAAGACCAUGUCCAGGCGGGCCAAGAAGGUGAAGAUGCAGUGCCGUAAAGGGAUCCCGUCUGCUCUGCGGGCCCGCUGCUGGCCCCUGCUGUGUGGGGCCCAAGACCGACAGGCCCAAAACCCCAACACCUACCAGGAACUGGUCUCAGCCCCAGGAGACCCUCAGUGGCUGGAGGCGAUUGGGAGAGACCUGCAUCGCCAGUUCCCCCUCCAUGAAAUGUUCCUGUCCCCCCAGGGUCAUGGGCAGCAAGGGCUCCUGAAUGUGCUUAAGGCCUAUACCCUGUACCGGCCUGAACAGGGCUACUGCCAGGCCCAGGGGCCUGUGGCUGCUGUGCUCCUCAUGCAGAUGCCCCCUGAGGAGGCUUUCUGGUGUUUGGUGCAGAUCUGUGAGUUCUACCUGCCUGGUUACUAUGGGCCCCAUAUGGAGGCCAUACGGCUGGAUGCUGAAGUGUUCUCAGCCCUGUUGGGCAAGCUGUGCCCCCGGAUCCACAAGCACCUACAUCAGCAGGGCGUGGGGCCCCUACUUUACCUGCCCGAGUGGUUCCUCUGCCUCUUUGCCCGAUCCCUGCCCUUUGCCACCGUUCUGCGCAUCUGGGAUGCCUUCUUCAGCGAAGGGGUGAAGGUCUUGUUCCGGGUGGGGCUGACCCUAGUCCGCCUGGCCCUGGGCACAGCUGAGCAGCGCCGGGCCUGCCCCGGGCUGCUGGAGACACUGGAGACUCUGCGUUCCAUCCCGCCAGCCCAGCUGCAGGAAGACCUGUUCAUGGCCCAGGUUCACGCAGUGGCGGUCUCGGAGCGAGACCUGCAGCGGGAGAGCCUCACUCAGCUAGCCAAGCUCCAGAAGACUUCUCCAGAGCUACAACUGAGCCCCAAAGACCGCCUUCCGGGUGCCUCGGCCAUCUUUGAGGCCCAGCAGCUGGCCGCCGCCAAGCCACCAGACCGGGAGGUCCCCCGUAUUGUGGUGCACCCCCCCGAGGAGCCACGGCCCCGAAAGAAGCCACAGACGCGGGGCAAGACUUUCCACGGGUUGCUGACACGACCCCGGGGCCCCCAGACAGAGGGCCCAUCCAGGACCCACCGGGCCUCGUCCUCCUUCCUGGACACGCGGUUCUGAUUGGCCUUCCUGGGAGAGAGGGGACUUCAGGGGAGGCUUUGGAGGCCCUGGGUUUGAAUCCUGUCCUCUAGCCCCGGCCACGCCCCUCCCUUCCCUGAACUCAGUGUCCUCUUCUGUAAAGUGAGAGGGUUGGACCUGGUCCUUUCCAGGGCCUCUUCUAUUUGAACCAAAAUGGGGAGGUCAAGGGCCCCUUGGGGGUGGGGUCUCCCUGCAUCCCUCCCCCACCUGGGCUCUCCCAGGCAUCUCCGCAGCCUGGGCAGCUGUCUCUGAUGGCCCCGGGGGUGGACUGGGGAGGCCCCCAGUCGCACCCCGUCCCCUCACGGCCCCUCCAGUAUCCAUCACCAGCACUUUUCUGGGAAGGCCCACCCGGGACCUGCCCCAGAGUUUGGCCCAAAGACAGGGGACAGAACCUACUCCAGCAGUAAAAGUGGGCAGAGCCACACUCAAUUCUGCGGUGCAAAGAGUGAUGUCCGGGGGGCUCGGCAGCCAGCCAGGCCUGGUCACCUCUGGCCCCAGGGCACAGGGUGAUGUGGGGAAGGCCCCCAGGCAGGCUGCAGGCCUUUCCACACAGGUGCUUAAUAAAGGCCCGGUCAAUUGAAGCUACUGGGUAGAAUGGCCCUUUUCUGCUCCAUGACAUUCCCAAUGAAGUGGAAUGCAUCGCAGAAGUCCUCAUUAGGAACAAAAAAUCCUUAUUAGCUGGGACUGGGGAGGGCAUUAAGGGGGGAGUGCUAGGCAAAAAGGAUCAAUUUUGUCUACUGUGCUUCAGAAUUUCUUGGAAACCUUGGCAAAAGGGGUCCCUUUCUCUCCAAGGACCCCUUCCCCUCCCCACAGGGGGCCUAGGUUCUGUCAGCAUAUUUCCUUGGCUGUAAAAUGGAGUUAAUAAUGCCCACCUGCUCACCCCAGGGGUCUUUGCCAGGCUGGCUGAGAA
This is a messenger RNA of Dromiciops gliroides (monito del monte), 2888 nucleotides long. RefSeq names its product TBC1 domain family member 10C (gene TBC1D10C). The transcript has 10 exons. NCBI's taxonomy places the organism in Eukaryota, Metazoa, Chordata, Mammalia, Microbiotheria, Microbiotheriidae. Bases 434 to 1960 code for a protein of 508 amino acids. The record is from RefSeq and is a predicted model, not a curated record.